GUCGAUCAGAUCGUUGCGCGCCUUCAAGUCGGAAAGCUCUCUCACUCAAAAUACGUACUUGUUUCGUGACUUUUUUGUUUUCUAACUAAGAACUUGCUAUAUUAUUAUGAAAACUCAUCGAGUUAUAAUUUAACAUUCAUUGAAAGUAUAUUAUUGUAACUAAAUUUAAAUCAAAGACAAUGCCAUCAUGUUUUAAGUUUUCACGUUCCAUGUGGUCGUCACAACAAGUUGUUGCUUCUCAGAUGUUCAAAUUUGUUUGAAGGUGCUAACCAUACCGGGCCUAGGUGAAAAUGGACCAAUUACCAGUAGUAGGUUGCAUCCCAUGCAACGCAACAACAAAAUAUGUGCAACGAAUGUAGACAAAUAAUUUCUCAAGACAAAACAUCAAGAUGCCUCUUUUCGACGGGGUCAAUUUAAACAUCACCAACUACACGACAACACCGGGGAAAUUGGACAUAAUUGACAAAAAAGGCGUCCAAGUGCUAUUCUUCGUAGUGUACACUACGAUUUUUAUAGUAGGCCUGUUCGGCAACGUCUUAGUGUGUUUCGUAGUGUUCCGCAACAAGGCUAUGCAAACAGUGACGAAUUUGUUUAUAACGAAUUUGGCUUUAUCCGAUAUACUUUUGUGCGUUUUGGCCGUACCUUUUACGCCGCUGUAUACUUUGUUAGGCAAAUGGAUUUUCGGCAGUGUCAUUUGCCAUUUAGUGCCGUACGCGCAAGGAGCUAGUGUUUAUAUUUCUACGCUUACAUUGAUGUCAAUUGCUAUCGAUAGAUAUUUUGUGAUAAUCUACCCGUUUCAUCCCCGAAUGAAACUAUCCACCUGCGUCAUAAUAAUCAUCAUAAUCUGGGUGUUUGCUAUAGUAGUUACGAGUCCUUACGGCAUCUACAUGAAACACAUGAAAGACUCGGAAAAUAACGGACGAUAUUAUUGCGAGGAAAAUUGGCCCGUGGAACAAUGGCGAGCCGCUUUUGGUGCAAUUACUACCGCUCUACAAUUUCUCAUACCGUUUUUGAUUAUGGCUUACUGCUAUAUUUGUGUGUCGAUUAAACUGAAUGAUAGAGCUAGGUCAAAGCCAGGUUCAAAAAAUAGCCGAAAAGAAGAAGCUGACAGGGAAAGGAAACGUAGAACCAAUAGAAUGCUUAUAGCUAUGGUAGCUGUGUUUUUGUUAUCGUGGCUUCCACUCAACGUUGUCAAUAUUUUCAAUGAUUUCAACAAAGAUAUGAUCAAGUGGGAGUAUUAUUUUCUAAGUUUUUUCUUGGUCCAUCAGAUGGCAAUGUCGUCGACAUGUUACAACCCGUUCCUCUACGCAUGGCUGAACGAAAACUUCAGAAAGGAAUUCAAGCAAGUCCUUCCGUGUUUUGACGCUUCUAGUGGCCGAGCCCCGUCCACCAGUAGAUUUACCAAUUGGAGGUCAGAAAGGACUUGCAAUGGCAACAACGAAACGCAACAAGAAACACUUUUACCGUCGCAAAUACAUCGGUCAUCGUCGAUAAAGGAGAAGAAAUUGACUCCGUUGCAAUUGAAAAAUGACAAUGUUGAAAUGGAGAAUAUAAUGAUAAUGAAUCCGGCAGUUGAAUAUGACCCCGCUUUGGAAGUUGUGAGAUUGAAUUUGAUUACCGAGGAGGAUCCACCUCCUUAUAACGAGACCCACAAGACUACCCCUAGUUCCGAAUAAAUUGUAUUAAGUAUUAGAUUAGUCGUGAAUAAAAGAAGAGUGAAAAAUCCAUAGAUAUCGCUGCUAAACGUUGCAAAUUGUAUUUUAGAAACUAUGUGCAGUGCCAAUUCGAUGCUAUUAUUGUGUUGUAUGUAUAUAUUGAAUAUAAAUAUUAUUUAUAA
Molecule: messenger RNA, 1837 nt
Organism: Ceutorhynchus assimilis (cabbage seed weevil)
Lineage: Eukaryota; Metazoa; Arthropoda; Insecta; Coleoptera; Curculionidae
Source: the annotation of a GenBank genome assembly